AUGAUGCUUGAUGAGAUAAUCAAUUAUGUGCAGUCCUUGCAGAACCAAGUUGAGUUUCUGUCAAUGAAGCUUGCAUGUGUGAAUCCAAUGAUGUUUGACCUUUCAGAUGACUAUGAUUGUCUAGUCAAUCAAACAGAGCUAAUGCCAUUCUCUUUGCUACAACCAACCCUUGAUCAGGGCACAUGUAAAGGGUAUGAAACCAUGAUGAACCAUCCUCCAGUACUGUUACAGAAUCAAGGAUCCUUUUUCCUCUCUCAGGAAAAUGUUAGUUUUUUGAAGCAAAUUCCAGAUGAGAGACAAGAUCUAAUUCUCAACAAUAUAGUUCUGAACAACAACAUGUGCUUGUUUCAGCAUGGAAGCAAGGGAGAGGGCCCGUAUUAAGACAUGGAGAUGAAGGCAUGGGAGCAUGGAAAACACCAUUGGUACUGCAAGAAGCAGAGAAGAACUCUAAGAUCUGGGUUUAUAUAUAUAAGAGAGUGGGGGUUGUUAUGGAAGAGAAAAUGGAAGAAGCUAUAGAGUGCUUUGGGGAGUGAAGCUAGCUAGUUUGAUAGGUAGUGGUAGCACAAGAUUGUAGAGAGAUUGUGAUGUAGUUGGGUAGAGUUACAUGAAGAUGAUGAGUA
This is a messenger RNA of Phalaenopsis equestris, 620 nucleotides long. Its product is annotated as transcription factor bHLH137-like. The record is from RefSeq and is a predicted model, not a curated record. Gene Ontology annotation, cellular component: nucleus. Lineage: Eukaryota; Viridiplantae; Streptophyta; Magnoliopsida; Asparagales; Orchidaceae. Bases 1 to 381 code for a protein of 126 amino acids. The transcript is spliced from 5 exons. Gene Ontology annotation, biological process: regulation of DNA-templated transcription. Gene Ontology annotation, molecular function: DNA-binding transcription factor activity.